GACACAUGCUUCUGCAAGCUUCCAUGAAGGCUGUGAAAAAAGUUUUAAUACAGAGUUGGAUUACAGCUCUCGAGCUCAAAACAUUGGCCGUUACACUACCAUCUUAAAAGGCUGCUGUAACACAGAGCAUGGAAUAGAGCAGAUUUCUUGCAUUUUCUGGACCACCGAUGGAUUUUGAAUGUCCCUUUGUGCCUUAAUGGAAGAUAUAUUAACGUCAUUACCUGAUCACUUGUGAGCCUCUAUGUGUAUAUAUACAGAAAUAUAUCUAUUUAAAUACUUAUAACAAUUUUCUUUCAAGUCUAUCUAAAAUCUGCUUUAGGAAACAACAUUCUCUAGAUGAACUUACAAUUGUUUUGAGCAGUAAAGAACCAGAUAUUUACUCUCAUAUGUUGGAAUCCUUUGUCAGAUUAUAAGAGAAAUCCUGGAAGCUUUUAUUUUCUGCAUUGCUGACAGAGAAAUGCAUUUUGAAACAGACACAUCUAGCUGUGUGAUGACGACUGCGUAGUAACCUGUGGAUUUUAAACAUCAGAAUGUACAAACUGUGGGCAACUGUGAAUAUUUUCAUAGUUUCUUUUCUACAUCUGCCACAAGGAUCUGGCUAUGAGAAUGGAUCUGUGAAGAGGACAUCUCUGUCAGCAUUGGAGCGGUCAGAACAGCAGAUCAGGAGAGCAUCCAGCCUGGAAGAGCUGCUUCGCAUCACUCACUCUGAAGACUGGAAGCUGUGGAAAUGCAGGCUAAAACUCAAAAGUUUGGCCAAUUUAGAUUCUCGUUCUGCAUCACAUCGCUCCACCAGAUUUGCUGCUGCUUUCUAUGAUAUUGAUACGCUGAAAGUCAUAGAUGAGGAAUGGCAAAAGACGCAAUGUGUGCCAAGGGAAACCUGCGUGGAAGUUGCCAAGGAGCUGGGUACAACAACCAACAAAUUUUUCAAGCCUCCCUGCGUAAACGUGUUCAGAUGUGGAGGCUGCUGCAAUGAAGAGAGUCUGAGCUGCAUGAAUACAAGUACAACCUAUGUGUCAAAAACGCUUUUUGAGAUCUCAGUUCCCUUGACAAGUGUUCCUGAGCCCGUGCCAAUCAAAAUUGCCAAUCACACAGGCUGUAAGUGUCUGUCAAAUACCCCACGUCAUCAGUACACCAUCAUACGAAGAUCUGUCCAGUACUCGGAAGAAGAAGAUGGAUGCCCCUUUACCAACAAACAUUGCCAUAAUGGAUGGAUCUGGGAUAGUGACAAAUGUGAAUGUGUUGUAGAUGUACAGCACCCCAACAGACGAGAAGAACUCCCUCCUCUUGCUGAACUGGCUAUGUGUGGACAACAUAUGGAAUUUGAUGAAGAAAAUUGUGAAUGUGUCUGUAGACAGAAGUGUCCCACAAAUUUCUUUCAAAGUAAAGAGAACUGCAGCUGCUAUUUGUGUAGGGAGAACCAGGAGAGCUGUGCUCUAAAAUACAAGAUAUUUCAUGCUGAAACCUGCAGCUGUGAGGAAAAAUGCCCAUCCCAACCCAGAACAUGCCCAACUGCAAAACCAACGUGUCCCAGGCAUUGUCGUUGUCAGAAGGAAAAGAGAGGUUCUCAUGGGUCUCAAAGCAGGGAAACUCCAUGAAUGAACUCCUGCUAUUCUCUGAAAACCCACUGCUUUGCAAAGUAGCUGUCACUGACUUUCAAACAAUAGUAAACAUGAACAUCUUCCACAUUAGUAGCAGAAGAAUGAAUCCAGUCUGCAUUUAUUUAUAAGAGUAAUCAUUAACUGCAGGUGAAUCCUCUGGGACUGGUAAUUGUUCUCUACAAGGUAACAAAACCAGAUGAAUUGCUGGCUGUGUGGAAGAAGGAGUUGAAAUUGCCAGCUCAAUGUCACGCUAUGGAAGAUGAAGCUGGCAUAUUGGUGAAAGAGCCACAGUCACCAGACAGUGUUUCAGAAAUUGAGACUAGAUAAUCUUAGCCUCCAAAACCUUAGUUAAUGCAGCUCCUGGGUGAAACUUUCUUCAGAGAUUCAGUGUACAGUAUUUGGCUUCUAAUAGGUUCAGCACUGAGUUAUUUGAUCUACUGUCCAGCUUUGAUUAUCAUUUGGAGUUUAUUGUACAACUACUGUCAGAAGUGCCAUAUUUAAGUGUAUAUAAGAAAAUAAAUGCGGCAGUUAUUCGA
Cuculus canorus (common cuckoo) is the source of this 2134-nucleotide messenger RNA. RefSeq names its product vascular endothelial growth factor D (gene VEGFD). Gene Ontology annotation, cellular component: membrane. NCBI's taxonomy places the organism in Eukaryota, Metazoa, Chordata, Aves, Cuculiformes, Cuculidae. The coding region runs from base 531 to 1595 and encodes 354 amino acids. The record is from RefSeq and is a predicted model, not a curated record. Gene Ontology annotation, biological process: positive regulation of protein phosphorylation; vascular endothelial growth factor signaling pathway; response to hypoxia. Gene Ontology annotation, molecular function: vascular endothelial growth factor receptor 3 binding; growth factor activity; chemoattractant activity. The transcript has 7 exons.